Molecule: messenger RNA, 1917 nt
Organism: Chara braunii
Lineage: Eukaryota; Viridiplantae; Streptophyta; Charophyceae; Charales; Characeae
Source: the annotation of a GenBank genome assembly
CGCUCCCCCUGUUUCCUGUCCUCCUGAGAUACAGCAGGUUGUAGACCGGUAUGCUGAUCUGAUGCAGGAGCCCUUUGGGUUACCCAACCGUCCAACCAAGCAUCGCAUUGAGCUAUUGCCUGGAGCGGUCCCUCCCAAGGGCCGCAUCUACAGGAUGUCCCCUGCUGAGCUUGAGGAGCUCAGAAAGCAGCUUGAGACCCUGACCAGCAAGGGCUGGAUCAGACCCAACACUUCUGAAUUCGGUGCACCCGUUCUCUUUGUGCCCAAAGGGAAUGGCGAGUUCAGAAUGUGCAUUGACUACAGGGGUCUCAAUAAGAUCAUUAGGAAGAGUACAGAGCCACUUCCUAGGAUCGAUGACCUUCUGGAUAUGGUGCAGGGCUGCACAGUGUUCAGCAAAGUCGACCUCAAAUCUGGCUACCGCCAGAUUGAGAUGGCAGAGGAGGAUGUCUACAAGACAGCCUUCAAGACCAGCAGAGGGGAGGAGCGCUUGUGCAUUCCCCAGGACCAGCGGCUCAGGACGCUACUGAUGUCAGGGUUUCAUAACGCCCGUGGACAUUUUGGGUUCCUAAAGUCAUAUGCAGCCCUGUCGCAGCGCUUCUUCUGGAAGGAGAUGCGGAGUGAUAUGCUGCGCUAUGUGGAAAUCUGCGAGCUCUGCCAAAGGAAUAAGGUCCAGCGUAGGCCUCCUUUGGGACUGCUCAAACCCUUACCCAUACUUGAUGGCCCUGCUGAAUCUGUGUCGAUCGACUUCACAGAUUUAGGCAAGACCACACCUCGUGGCAUGCGCCAGGUUAUGGUCUGCGUGGACAGGUUCUCCAAAUACGCAGAGUUCAUCCCCUUGCCAGAAGUGGCCAGAGUUCCAGCUGUGAGAGCAGCCUUUUCAGAGAGGUGGGUCACACACCAUGGACCGCCCACUUCUAUAGUCAGUGACAGAGAUCCCCGAUUUUGCAGCGAUGAGUGGCAAUCCUACUGUAAGGACUAUCUGCACUCACGAUUGGACAUGACUUCUGGUCAUCAUCCUGAAGCCAAUGGUAAGGCUGAAGUGAUGAACCAAGUCUUAUUCCAAUUGCUGCGCCCUGUCAUCUCUCCAGAUCAGCAGGACGAGGAUCUUCACUUGGCUCGAGCACAACUUGUGUAUAACAUGUUUGUCCAUUCCUCGACCGGGUUCAGUCCAUACCGGUUACACUGGGGACGUGAACCACGACAGCCUCUUGAUGGCAUCAUCGAUAAGGCCAAGUCUGCUCUGACUCCAGGCACUGCAGAGUUCACCAGACGCUACCGCAAAGAUGUGGAAAGAGCACGGGCGAACUUGUUCAAAGCCCAAAAAGCGAUGAUUGAACAAGCUAAUCGCCACAGGCAGCCUUCCCCCAUCCGCACUGGUGAUCAUGUCUGGGUAGCCAGUUCAGAGUUGUCGAGGGAGGAGGAUAUCUCCCCCAAGUUGUUGCCUCGUUAUUUGGGUCCAUGGCAGGUCUUAGAUACAGUGGGCACCGAUCCAUUCCGUCCGUCCUAUGUCAUUGACGUCCCUCUGCAUCUACGCACCUACCCGGUCUUUCAUGCAUCCAAGAUGUUGCCAUUUACUCGAGCUGAUGCAUUCCCUGACCGGCCCCCUCAGUUUGGUCCACCGAUACCUGGCAAGGGAUAUGACGUGGAGUGGAUUGAGGAUGAGUGGGGCAUAGACCUCGAUCGGCAGUAUCUUGUGAGGUUCACAUUCCAGCCUCCUUCAAAGAACAGAUGGUUCUACAGAAGGGAACUUCUCAAGACAGCAAAGUCAGUUGUUUUGCGGUAUGAAGCGGCUCAGAAGGGCAACCUCCCUCGUCGUUCACCUCGCCUCCAUCCCUAGCUCGGAGGUCCUCGCUCCCCGAGGGGGUAAGCUUGCAAUGACUUGCUGAUUUCGACUGCCGAGACUGAUUUGCGAGGUUG